Molecule: messenger RNA, 2205 nt
Organism: Puntigrus tetrazona (Sumatra barb)
Lineage: Eukaryota; Metazoa; Chordata; Actinopteri; Cypriniformes; Cyprinidae
Gene: fgl2a
Product: fibrinogen-like 2a
Exons: 2
Coding region: 80-1438 (452 amino acids)
Source: RefSeq, a predicted model, not a curated record
UAUUAAUGGCAAUGCUGUUGCACUUUGAGGCAGAUCUCGUCAGUUCUCUCUCUCAGUUUGGAUCACUGUAUUUGAGAACAUGAAACUAGUGUACGUGUGCUGUUCUCUGCUGAUAGCCGUCCAGCAGGAGGUCGAGGCUUCUGGUAGUGGCCCCUCCGGGGUUCUGGACAGGGGGUCAGGAGGCUCCAGCUGCUCCCAGGUGAGAUUGAAGCCAGCUGGGCAAUGUGAAGAUGAGGAAGAGUGCCCUUACCAGAUCACGCUGCCACCACUCACUAUCCAGCUCCCCAAACAAUUCAGACUACUGGAGAAGACCAUGAAGGAACUGCAAAGCUUGAAGGAGACAGUAAACAGGUUGAAAAGCUCCUGUCUGGAGUGCAGCUCACAGCAAGUGGACCUUAACUUGCAGAAGGACAGCGGAGACCCUCCAACAAACAGCGCAGAGCAGAAUCGAGGGGAUACCAGCACCAGAGUCUACCGGAAUGGGAACAACAGUGAUAAUGACAUUGUACAGAACAUGCAGGUGAAGAUGAAUCGCAUGUCUGUGAGCCUGAAGAAUGCACGCGCACAAAUUAACUCCCUUCAGGGCCGUCUGGAGGAACUUAACCUCCUCAAUCUGCAAAAUGUGGAGGAUAUAGUGGACAGAAAAGUUGAGAACAUUACCGGGAUUGUCAACAAAAUCAGCAGCACUUGCACAAAUUGUCCAGGUCAACAACAACAACUUCAGCACCUCACAAACAUCACUCCCAGAGACUGCUCUGACAUCAGCACACUGGGGCAGAGGAAAAAUGGGGUGUAUCAGGUGACCCCCGAUCCCAGAAACGGCAGCUUUGCGGUGUACUGUGACAUGGAGGAAUACGGUGGUGGCUGGACCGUCUUUCAGCGGCGCAUCAAUGGCAGCGUGAGCUUCAACCGCACAUGGGCUGACUACAAGAAGGGCUUUGGUGACCCUAAAGGCGAGUUCUGGCUUGGCAAUGACAAAAUCCACCUGCUCACCAAAACCAAGGACAUGAUCCUGCGCAUUGAGCUCGAAGAUUUCGAGGGCACACGUGGGUAUGCGAAGUACGAACAGUUCUACGUAUCCAAUGAGUUCCUCUAUUAUCGGCUGUCUUUGAGCGGGUACUCGGGGACUGCCGGAAACGCUCUGCAGUUUAGCAAACACUUCAACCAUGAUCAGAAGUUCUUCACUACACCUGACAAGGACAAUGACAGGUACCCCUCAGGGAACUGUGGAGCGUACUACGGAUCGGGCUGGUGGUUUGAUGCUUGUAUGUCUGCAAACCUCAAUGGCAAAUACUACAAAUCAAAGUACAAAGGGAAGAGGGAUGGGAUCUACUGGGGCACGUGGCACAACCUGACUUCUGAGUACUAUCCGACAAACUACAGACAAACAUUUAAAAAUGUCAAAAUGAUGAUAAGGCCAAAGAAUUAUGCACCCUAAGGCAAAUGAAGCAUAAACGAACAAUUACCUUUUGGGCAGUAUCGCACUUUUCCGCAAGAACUUAUAAAGAUAUAUCUUGUGAUUCAUUACAAAUCUUCAAAUGGUAACAUAACAGAAUUUUUUUUUUAAAUGUAUAAAUUUGUAUUUUCAAGGCACAUAAAAAUGCUAUCCAUCAAUGUACCAGAUCUUGUAAUGUUCUCAUGUUUUCCUGUAUGUGCUACUGCCAUCUUGUGUUUAACUGUUUUACUACACCAUCCUCUUUACAGCCUCCUGAUGUUUUUCCCUGUUCAUGUAUUAAGCGGGACACACUGAAAAGCUUUUUUAAAAUUGCUUAUUUUAAAACAAUUGAUUUAUACCAUCAUUAAUUUGCUGGUUGACUUUUUUUUAAUGAAAAUUUAAAUAUAUACUUUUUACCGAUGAUUUUUUUACUCUAAUGUUUAAACACAGAAAUACAAACAUGGUUUCUUAAGGCCCAUACGAAACUAUACUUUAUCUGUGACAUUCAAGGAAGAAAUGUACAGUAUUUAUUUUGAAAAGCAAAACACUUUUUUUAUUAUUAUUAUUUUAUUGCUGUGUGACUAGGCAGUUUUUUUUCUUACCAGUCUGAAAUUAUUGUGUUUUGUUUUUUCUAAUCAUUAUUAGCCAAUGUUUUCAAAAACUGUUUGUGUAUUGGAGUAUUAGAGAAAUUGCACCAAACGCCUCAAAUUGUGGUUUUAAAGGUACAUUGAUAAUUUUAUAAAACAAAUAAAACUCCAUCUAAAAGUUGA